This is a messenger RNA of Xenia sp. Carnegie-2017, 2870 nucleotides long. RefSeq names its product tyrosine-protein kinase RYK-like. The transcript is spliced from 11 exons. Gene Ontology annotation, biological process: axonogenesis; multicellular organism development; positive regulation of kinase activity. Gene Ontology annotation, cellular component: signaling receptor complex. The coding region runs from base 132 to 1904 and encodes 590 amino acids. Lineage: Eukaryota; Metazoa; Cnidaria; Anthozoa; Malacalcyonacea; Xeniidae. The record is from RefSeq and is a predicted model, not a curated record. Gene Ontology annotation, molecular function: ATP binding; protein kinase activity.
ACUAUGCGAAACAACCCGAAACUAAAACGACGAUCAUUUCGAUAUAAAAUAGUAAAUUCAACUUGGAAUUUCUGUAUUUCUCGGAAACAAGCGAAAUGCGUCUCUAGACUUUUGAAUUCAAUCAUUGAGAAAUGUAUAAGUGGAUUUAUGCUGCGUACAUUCUUCUAGAAUGUACAAACUUUUGCACUACGGAAUAUGAUCUGUAUAUAAAUUCGACAGAAAGUAAGAAAAUAUUUGGUUAUGAAGCAAAUUUUUACUUUGUGAGAAAUGGGGAAAUCAAACAAAAUGCUGUUGAUCAUCAUAUAAACAUACCAACAAAAGAGAAUUGUGUUCCUUUUUCAUGGAAGGCGACAAAUUAUAAGGAUAAACUUCAAGUUGACUUUCAUAUACUGAUCAAUGCCUCUGGCAUCAUGCAUUUUGAUAUGCCAAGGUUAACAGCUAUCAAAACAGAAAAAAGAGAUUUCUGUAUAACAGCUACUUGCACUGGUCAGGUGGAAGGUACUCUUGCCUUUACCAUCAUUAUCAAUGUCACUGGGUUUGUUGAUUAUGGUAACAAAACUGUUUUACGAUUUCCAAGGACAAAAUAUUGCAACAAAGAUAUAGGAUUGGUAGUUGAUACUGUGGCAGACGAAGAAACAUCAAUAACGUCAUAUAUUGCUGUUGCAAUUGCUUGUACUGUAAUUCUGAGUCUAGCUGCCACCAAUGCUGUGAUACAUGUACUAUCAAUGCCAAAAUCAGAAAAAGUAAAAGAGGGAACAACUCAGGCCUCCCCCUCCAAGACCUGUAGCACAACAACCCAUUGUACAAAACGUGCGACAAAUACAUCUUACUGUCCCUGUGUUACGUCAUACUUACUUGCCGCCAGAUCGCCUGGCACCUGGUGGACGCCCGACAACAGUACCUCCAAGAAUUUUCCUCCUCCCAACCGCCCGGCGACGUCGACAAUUGGUAAUCAGAUUCCACAAGACCCUCUACAUCCUGAAGACAUUGUUCCACUUCGAGAAAAAAGAAACAAAGAAAUUCGGGAAAAACUACAAGAUAUCGUGUUAGAUAGGUCACGUGUGUCUCUACAUGAGUUGCUGCAAGAGGGAACUUUCGGAAAGAUUUUUGAAGCUGUCGUAACUGGUCCGGAGGACGGCGAAGGACAAAAUGUUCUUGUCAAAACUGUUUCAGAGAAGGCGUCAGAUGAACAAGCAAGCCUUCUAUUAGCUGAAGGAAGCAUGUUAAAAGGUUUGAAUCACCAGAAUAUUUGCUCCAUAGCAUAUGUUUGUCUCGCCGAGGAGAAUUGUGAACGACCCUUCGUCAUAACACCCCAGAUGAAUCAAGGUAAUCUAAAAAACUUCCUUAAAAAAUCAAGAACUCCUGAAGGAACAGGUUUGGAAAAGAGUGUGACAACACGUGAUCUUAUUGACAUGGCGUUGCAAAUAGCUAACGGGAUGUUAUACUUAGAAAUGCGUAAUAUCGUCCAUAAAGACUUAGCGACCAGAAAUUGUGUGAUUGAUGACGAAUUUCACAUCAAGAUAACCGAUUGUGCGCUAUCUCGAGAUUUAUUUCCAAUGGAUUAUCAUUGUCUUGGUGAUAACGAAAAUAAACCAGUGAAGUGGAUGGCCGUAGAAAGUCUUGAGCAACAUCGAUUUACAACAGCCAGUGAUGUUUGGUCGUUUGGAGUUGUUUUGUGGGAGCUGAUCACACUCGGUCAACAGCCGUACAACAGUAUUGAUGCAUUCGAAAUGGUAUUCUAUUUGAAGAACGGACAUCGCUUGGGUCAACCAACAGGCUGUCCUGAUGAUCUUUUUACAAUCAUGGGCUAUUGUUGGGCGCUCUCUGCCGAAGAACGUCCGGGUUUUGCGCAACUAAUGAUUUUACUUACUAAAUUUUACAAUGCGUUAAUCCAGUUUAUAUGAUGUGAAGACAACAAUUCUGAUUCUGAAACACCUGACUGUUUACAUUGACACGCGUCAGGCUGUAGUGAAAUCAGGAGAUUUUAUUAUGAUCUUUAUUCUGUGAUUUAAGGGGUGGUUUACUUUGUUGGUUUAGUUAUUUAUUGUAAUGAAGGCAUCAAACAAACAUUUUAUUAGGUGCCUUAUUUUUUGAACUUGUGGCGACAUUACAAGCUUCAUUUAAGGUUUUCAAUGCUAUAUCGGUCACGUGUUCCCUAUUUUAUUGUCACUUCCAACAAUCUAGUGUGUCCUAAAAGAUGAAUAGUGUGUCGUACUAGUUAUAGGUGUGAGUUGAGGUGAAGUUUGGAUAUUUUUGAAUAAGGCUCGACAUAGUUAUUAUGAGUUAAAAGAAUACGUUGUAAUUAUUGAGGUCAUGUCGUGUUUUUAUUUAGCUGAUAUAAACCUGAUCUUAUACUGUUUUACCCUUCACGACCGACAUAAAAUGUGAAAAUGGAUCUGUUAUUACUUUUUGUGUGUUUGUUAUGAUCAGACUGAACACGAAUCAUCCUUUCGAACCCGCGUCCCAUUACCCACGGUGAACCGCAUGGUGCUACACGAAUUUCCCCGUCUAUUUGAACGACUUGCCUUUUGCAUCACGUGACUCCAGUAUUAACACGGUAGCUCAAAAUCUAGAACUCGAUCAACUAUCGGGAGAAGCAAGUUUAAUAGGUCUAUGUACUCUCUAGAUAUUUUUACUCCAUAGAUUUUUUAUUUUAAAUAUAGAUAGCGCCUAACUUUGUAAAUAGUUUUUUAAAAAUCCUUUUAGGGAGUUUUAAUAUGUAUUUUAUAUCAUUAAAUAUCUAUCUAUUGAGGCAUCGGAUACAUCUGUAUGAACUUUAGGACAUUCAAAGUCAUUUUUCAAAAGUAGAAAUAUUCGUCAUUAUUUGAUGUAACUGUUACGUAGGCGAUUUACAACAAUUUUUCUUUUUC